This is a messenger RNA of Betta splendens (Siamese fighting fish), 3452 nucleotides long. RefSeq names its product CD209 antigen-like protein E. The record is from RefSeq and is a predicted model, not a curated record. Bases 154 to 858 code for a protein of 234 amino acids. The transcript is spliced from 7 exons. NCBI's taxonomy places the organism in Eukaryota, Metazoa, Chordata, Actinopteri, Anabantiformes, Osphronemidae. Gene Ontology annotation, molecular function: signaling receptor activity.
UGGGUUUCACGUCAAAGGACAUAAACAUUAAUAUGCAGCAACUUGUCCCUUCAGGUGGAUGUGGGGAAGAGCUGCAGGGGCCACAGUGUCUUGGGACACGCUGUGUCCUCUUGUGGUUGGUCUCAGAACUCUGGCUUUUCUAGAAAGAUCAAAAUGAGUGCCAGUGUGGAUGAAGAGGAAAUCUAUAGCGAUGUGAAGGAUGACCAGAUGUCUUGCAAUAGUAUAGAAAAUAUUUAUGUAAACAAAGCUGUGUGUGACGCUGUAAAGUUCAACAAACCUGGAGCCCCAAUCUCAGAUCUGGAGGGAAGUAACACUGUUAAGAAGCGUACCUGCAUAGCUACAGCACUGAUCCUGGGUCUGCUGUGUCUGCUCCUUCUGGCCGGACUCUUGAUUCUGCUUGUCCUGUACACCAAAGGCUCAGACUGGGAAAUGAAAAAGAGUUACAACAAUCAGAAAGAAGCAAAUCAGUUUCAAACAAAACUUCAAGCUCUCAAUUGGACGUAUUUUGCUGGUCGUCGUUAUUACAUUUCAUCAACGGUUAAAACCUGGCAGGACAGCAGAACUUACUGCCAGCGGUUUGGGACAGACCUGGUGAUUGUCAACAGCCUUGAAGAGCAGAAUUUCAUGCAAGCUUCGAAAUUACAAGCCUGGAUUGGAAUGACAGACCUACAGACAAAGUUGGCAUGGAAGUGGGUGAAUGGGACUCUGCUGGGGAGCCUAAGUUACUGGGCAGCACGUGAGCCAAAUAAUGCAAGUGGAGCUGAAGACUGUGUAGAAUUAGUUUUUAAUGGAGAAUACUGGAAUGAUGCACAAUGUAACAACACGGAUUACUGGAUCGGUGAAUGGGUGGGUGAGUGAGUGAGUGAGUGAGUGAGUGAGUGAGUGAGUGAGAAAAGCCCAAUUUUCAGUAACCUGACCCAGAGAACUGUCCGAACUGUCUUAACUCACUACACCAAGCAAAAAUGCAUAUUCUAUAUUCUAUACAGUAUCUGCAAUAACUGGUUAAAACUAGUUGGUGUCCAGCCUUAUGGUUGAAGUUGCAUAUAAUGUAUUUUGGGUCGGUAUGUGACACUGGUAACAUAGACAAGUUAAAAAUUCCUGGAGGAUGUUAAAGACAGGAAAAAGAAACCCCUGAUUUACACUGAAAUAAAGUGGGUGCGUUGACGUACAAGAUGUGGGCCACACAAAAUGAAAAGCAGGUUCCUCAUUCAAACACAUUAGCAUUAGAAUAGAACUUUUUUUGUACAGGUACAAUGAAGUUAUGGGUUCACCCAGCAGCAGUUCACAGUAAGAGAAUGAAAGCUCUAUAUAUAAAAUACCAAAUAGAUAGUAGUUAUGAGUUCCAUUAACUGUUUAACAGCCUUUAAGCAGCCCUCAGUCUUUUUGCAUUAGUAGUAUUGCUACAGUUCACAGUGUACCAUUGAAUCUGACUACGCAGAAGGUGGUAAAAGGGUUUCAUUGCAUAAACAUAAAGUUUAGCAUAUAUUUUUUACAUACAGCCCAUAAUUAUUUAUAGUCCUGGUAAAUUCUGAUUGAAAUAUAUUUUCAUUUCAAUUGCAAGUGUAAUACUUUUUUUCACAAUGAUGCCUCUUGUACAUCGUCUUAAUAUCUUUUGGGAGAAGCUAGUGUCAUUCUGUGUCUAAAAACUCUUUGUUCUCUGGUUGAAUGAAAGUAACUUCAAGUCAGCAGCUCAUACAGACUGAUAGUUGUGCAUUUUCUGAUGUUAUUUACAGUCCUACUUUGUGUCACCCUGUGUCUGUGCCUUCUUUCCUAUAGUCUAUAGUUUUAUUCCAUUACAAGUGCUGUACAUACAUGGCAACAAACGUUAUCUCCUACGUUAUGACCCAUGCCCUGGGGGAGCAGUGAGCUUCAGCAUUGCUUAGGGAGCUAGUAUGAAGUGCCUUGCUCAGGGACACACCUGCCAGAUCACACUGGAGACCUUAUGCUUCCUGGGCAGAUGUAAGGCAGAUGUAAGUUUGUGGACCUGUUUUCUCAGCCUGACCAGACUCUGUUUUCUACAGGAACUAGUGUAGAUUGUUGGCCUCAUUUCCCAGUGUGCUCUGUGUGAGCAAAUUCAAACAUCUAUUUUAUGGCUUUUUAGCUUGCUUAUAUAUGACAUAUAAACAAUAUAUACAAUAAAUAAUAAUAGCUUUAAAUGGACAUAGUCAAUUUGAAAAGUUUAAGUGUGAGAAUUAUUAAACAUAGUCACACACUGGUAAACAUGACCCACAAACAAGAAUGUGUGAACUGAAAUGAUUUAAUGUCAACACAAACAGGUGAGUAACAUCAACUAAAAACCACUGCUAACGCAGGCUGAAAGGGAAGGUAACUAAAAACCAAAUGCUUAACAAACACAAACCGUGAGACACAGAACAAACACAUCUUGACACAGAAUAACAGGAACCACGAUGGACAGCAGAACUUGAAAGAUGAACCGACAAGGACUGGGCACAAACUAGAACCUUAAAUACUCACGCUACAGGUUAAACCAAUUACAAUCGGGACAAAACAGGAACUAAACAACUUACACAGCAAUGUUUAUCAUUUUUUUUAGUCUGUCCUAUUUUUCAUUGUAAUAUACAAAAUCGUUCUGACCAGACCAGACCAGACCAGACCAGAAGCUGGUACUGAUUUCCACACAGCUUGACAUGCAGUGGAACAUUUGUCUGAAAGUUUUUAUUCCUUUAUAAAGACUGCACUUGACAUUCAAUUCAGUUCAGUUUUAUUUGUUAGGGCCAAAUCAUAAGAACGUUAUCUCAAGGCAAUUUACAAACCCUAAUAUCAUAAUUAUAACCAGUUCAGGUCUUGGUCUUUCUGUUCAGUCUUAAAAAGGGUGUUAUUAGAAAGUGUGAACAUAAAACACAUGACUAUUAAGAGGAAACUGAGGUAGGGCAUACAGAUUAGAACACUUUAAACAUAGUGUGUCUUCAUCACUAUUGAAAAUGUUGUAAAAGUCAAGAAAAGUUUUGCCUCAAACUAAAAAACUGUAAUGGCUUAAUAAUCAUUGUCUGUGAUUUCCUCAUGAUGAUGAAAAGCCUGUACAUUAAGCCAUUAAAUGUGUACGUAAAUGUAAAGGAUCCACUGAUGACCAUAAUAAGGCAUUCGUGUGGGUGUAAUGAUGUGAGUUGGGUUUCACAUGAAGGACCAAAGACAUAAAUAAAGCAACUUGUACCUUCAGAAGCCUGAAAUGUGAAGGAGAACUGCAGAGCUGCCACAGUGUCUUGGGUCCCGCUGUGUCUUCGUUUCAUAACUCUAGCUUUUCUGUGAAUAAUUUGUUAUAGAAAUAGCAGAACAUUUCCAGAACAUAUCACUAGACAAAACAUUAUAUGCUUUAAAAAUAACCAUUAAAUCAUUCUUUUGUUUCUUAGCCUUCAGAAUAAAUUUUCUAAUUUAAUGCACAGAAGAAUGAUUGUAGCAACUGAUGAAGCUUAUUAUAGCAUGUAGUGCAAAUU